This is a messenger RNA of Pyrus x bretschneideri (Chinese white pear), 846 nucleotides long. Its product is annotated as short-chain dehydrogenase ptmH-like. The transcript has a single exon. The coding region runs from base 1 to 846 and encodes 281 amino acids. The record is from RefSeq and is a predicted model, not a curated record. Gene Ontology annotation, molecular function: oxidoreductase activity. NCBI's taxonomy places the organism in Eukaryota, Viridiplantae, Streptophyta, Magnoliopsida, Rosales, Rosaceae. Gene Ontology annotation, cellular component: endoplasmic reticulum.
AUGAGUGCUUCUGACUCUAAAGUUGUUCUAGUCACAGGUUGUGCCAAAGGUGGCAUUGGCUAUGAGUACUGCAAGGCUUUCGCCGAGCAGAAAUGCCGCGUCUUUGCCACCGACAUCUCACACCGCAUGAACGACAUAGACUUAAGUCCUUCAGAAUACAUUGACACACUUGAGCUUGAUGUGUCUUCGGACGAAAGUGUCGCAUUGGCCGUAAAGACGAUUAUUUCCAAGUACGGCCGCAUCGACGUUCUUGUUAAUAAUGCCGGAAUAGGAAGCACCGGACCUCUCGCCGAGCUUCCGUUAGAGACUAUAAGAAGGGCUUGGGAGAUUAACACGCUUGGGCAACUGAGACUUGUACAACAAGUGGUGCCAUACAUGGCAUCACAGCGCAGAGGCAGCAUCGUAAAUAUCGGAAGCGUUGUGGGCAAAGUGCCAACACCAUGGGCAGGGUCUUAUUGUGCAAGCAAGGCAGCAGUGCAUGCAAUGUCAAAUACUUUGAGGGUUGAACUGAAGCCGUUUGGUAUUGAUGUUGUGCUGGUUAUGCCUGGGGCCGUUAGAUCAAAUUUUGGGAGUGCAAAUGUAGAGAGGUUGGGCGGUCAGGAUUGGAAACUAUAUAAGGAGUUCAAGGAGGCUAUUGCUGAGAGAGCCAGGGCUUCUCAAGGAAGCAAAGCAACGGAUGGUAGUGUGUUUGCUAGGCAUGUUGCACAGAAAAUUUUGAGUCCCAGACCACCAAAGGUUAUUAGUUUUGGUCACAUGACUGGUUUGUUUGCUGUGCUUUCUUGGUCUCCUCUUUGGGUGAGAGAUGUCUUCUUCUCAACUCGAUUCAAAUUACAUAAGAAGCUAUAA